Molecule: messenger RNA, 1158 nt
Organism: Sorex araneus (European shrew)
Lineage: Eukaryota; Metazoa; Chordata; Mammalia; Eulipotyphla; Soricidae
Gene: MYOZ2
Product: myozenin 2
Exons: 7
Coding region: 287-1009 (240 amino acids)
Cellular component (GO): Z disc; actin cytoskeleton
Molecular function (GO): FATZ binding; telethonin binding; actin binding
Source: RefSeq, a predicted model, not a curated record
CCCCAGUUUGAGUCAGAGCUAGGGACCAUGCCGUCCCAGGCUCAGGGAUAAGAACCAUCCAGCACAAGUGCCAUCCCAACCCCAUCUUCAGUCCUUCUGCCACAAAUCGGGACGCCUCCCUGCUGCAAAGCACAGCUCAGAGACAAAGGGCACGAAGAGUCAUGCUCUCACAUCAUAGCAUGGUGAAGCAGAGAAAGCAGCAAGCAUCAGCGAUCAUGAGGGAGAUCCAUGGAAAUGCCCUGGAGCCCUGGGAGGCGUAGAAAGAAGCGCCUAUGGUGUAGAUGGCAUGAACCUCGGCAAAAAGGUCAGCGUCCCCAGAGACAUCAUGUUGGAAGAGUUGUCCCACCUCAGUAACCGUGGUGCCAGGUUAUUUAAGAUGCGGCAAAGAAGGUCUGACAAGUACACAUUCGAAAACUUCCAGUAUGAAUCCAAAAUGCAAAUGAACCACAAUCUUGCAAUGCAGAAUGGAAAACUGGAUGGCAGCACCCUGGAAGGGGGUUCACAGCAAGCUCCAUUCACUCCUCCCAACACCCCAGACCCACGAAGCCCCCCAAAUCCAGACAGCAUUGCACCAGGGUACUCGGGACCCCUGAAGGAAAUCCCUCCGGAAAGAUUCAACACCACAGCCAUCCCAAAGUACUAUCAGUCACCUUGGGAACAGGCCAUUAGCGGUGACCCUGAGCUUUUAGAGGCUUUAUAUCCUAAACUUUUCAUGCCUGAAGGCAAGGCAGACCUGCCCGAUUACAGGAGCUUUAACAGAGUUGCCACCCCAUUUGGCGGUUUUGAAAAGGCAUCGAAAAUGGUUAAAUUUAAGGUUCCAGAUUUUGACUUAAUGCUUACAACAGAUCCCAGGUUCAUGGCCUUUGCCAAUCCUCUUUCUGGCAGACGGUCCUUUAAUAGGAGCCCCAGGGGGUGGACAUCUGAGAAUAUUCCUAUCGUGAUCACAACUGAAUCCACAGAAGAGAUCACCGCACCAGAAUCUACCGUACCAGAAUCAGAAGACUUAUGAAAAGCAAGUAGUAUAUCCCACAAAAACCUCUGAACAAAAGGGUUUCUAUUCCAUUACUCCACUUACUGGCAAACCCACUUACACUCUUCAUUCAUAGCAAUAAUUUAAUUAGCAAUUCAGCCAUUUAUCUUGUGUAGCAAUUAAUUUUA